UAGCCAACACUUCACAUAUUGUCAGGUCAGGUAAACUCAACACACACUUGAGAAACUGUAACCCUAAACAAAAGUAAACCCACACAGACACACUCACACACACACGCACACACAAUGCCCAUGUACCAGGCAUGUUUGGCCAAACCGGCACACGUGGGUUACUUGCAACAUCGCGUAGGUUGCAAGCCUUUGGUCAUAUCCAAGAAGCGCUUUCAGGAUGUGGUGGAUCACUCGCGUCAGCAAUUGAAGCUGGAUCAGCGCGAGGAAGUGGAGGAGGAGCAGCGCUAUUUGCAAUACCUAAAGGAUGGCCACGAGGCAUUGUACAAAUGCUUUGUCGUUAAGGCAACUCGCAGCAUCGAUGAGGAGCGUCAAUUGCGCUUCGAGCAGGAACUCAAAGAGGCUGCCAUACGCAAUCGCCAGGUGGCGCUGGAGGACGAACAAAUGCGCAAGGAGCGCAUUAUGCGCGCCAAUAAACUGCUGAAUAAUAUGAAACCAGGACCCAGAGCGCUGCAUUGCGCGCUUUACGUAAGCGACACUGCCUAUCAGGCCAAGUACAAUGAGCAGGUGAAUCGACGCAUUGCGGAGGAGACGCAGGCGCAGGAGCGUCGCGAUGAGCAGCUAUGCCCCGAGUCGCUAAUACCGCCAGGACUGCAGUCAGAGCAGCAGAUUAAGGAUAAGGCAGCAGCGCAAUCUGCGCUGCUCAAAGAGGAAUGGCGCAAGAGCUUGGAGGAGCGCGAGCAGCGUAGACUGGAGCAGCGUGAGCAGGACACGGUCGAAAUACAAAUCGAACGUGCGCAGUACAAAUGUUUGCAGGAGCAGGAGCAGCUAAAGGCGAAGCUGCUGAAGCAAAAGAAACGCGAGUUUUGUCGACGCGCCUAUCAGGAGGCGCUGAAGGAAAAAGCUGAAAUUGCAGCAUAUAAUCGCAACUGCGAGGCCAUAGAGGAUCGACUGCACUGCGUAUCGGCCACAGCGCAGCGCAGGCUUAGCAAGCGCUACAAUCAGCAGGUCAAGGACAUGCGCGCUGAGUUGAUACGCAAGCGAGAUGCGCAUAUUGACAGCAUAGCAGUGAAGCAUGCGGCGGCUGAGCGAGAGGCGGCGGCGUCAGAGCAGCAGCUGGAGGAUAAGUAUGCCUUUGAGGUGGAAGUGGAUGAGGCGCGUCGCAAGUGCGAACUGCAGGAGCUGGCAAAGCAGCGUCGUGCCUAUGAGCUGGAGGAUAAGCAGCAGGCGCUGCUUAAAGCGCAGCAUGCGGCGCAACUGCAGCGCUUUGCCAUUGCCGAGAGAUUCAAGAACGCUGAGAUCAAUAAACGUUUCAAUUCUAUACAGCGCAGAAAGCUGGCGCAGGAAAAGGAUGAGCUGAAGUCUGUGCUGCUUGGACAGCGUGAGGAAUUCCUGCAGCAGCGUCGCGAUGAGCUAAUGCGCAUGGGCGCUUGCCAGGAGGAUCCCAAUUUGGCUGAAGAUGUUUACUUCUUUGACGAGGUGGUCAAGCAAAUGCGCAAGUGUCGCAAAACUGGACGUCCACUGUUUCCGCUGGCCAAGGCAGCGGAGCUGUACAAGCGUCAAAACGAUCUGGACAUGGUGCCGGAGGGACGCGGCGUGAAGCGCAGUCGGCUGCGCGACUAUUGCUGGCCUGGAUUUCAUGACAAGGCCGACUUGGCUUAUCGCAAAUACGAGCACAAGGAGCAGUGUCGUCAGGAGCAGGAGAAGGAGCGUCAUGAGCUGUUCAACAACUGCAUUAAGAUUACCAAAAUGGCCGCCGAGGAGUUGCCCUACAAAGAGUGCAUUGCCCAAGGCGCCAUCAAGUGCAUGCAACAUCGCGGCAUUCCGGCCAUGGAGGAUAUUUCUGAAUUUGACUGCGCCAGCGUUUGCUAUGACGAAGCGCCGCCCAUCAAACUGUGUCCAGCCAACAUGCAGGUCACCCAAGCAGCCAAGCCGCUGCAGCAGCAGCAGCCAGCCAAGACUUUUGUUGUGCAGCAUCCCGAAGUGGUCACAGCCAUGCAGCAAGCCAAGCAGCACAUUGAGCAGCUGCCCAAACCAGCAGCUCAAAGCUCCAAGCACUCGGACUUGGCCACCAACAGAGCCAAAGGCGGCGUUCAAGCUUCGCGCUAUAUAUUGCCCUACAAUGAAACAAAUCGGUUUCGCGUUUGGCGUUAGCUAGAUCAGACUACACUAUAGAAGAGUUAAGCUUUAGUCAGAGACUCAGUUACAGACUUUCAGCAGUUGAGCUACUUUAUACUAAUUUGUAAUUUGUAUUUUCUUACAAGUUUAUCACCCAAGUUCACUUUUGCUUAUCGCCCAUGCUAAAUUUCUUUGUGUAUGAGAGAAUAGAAUAGAGAUCUGCAUAGGCAAUUGGACUAGAUAAAAGAUUCGCUGACGUGCGCUGAUGUAGAAUUAAAUAAAUUUAUUUAACGCGCAACAAUCAAUAAAUAUGGUUC
Messenger RNA from Drosophila busckii, 2432 nucleotides. RefSeq names its product trichohyalin. The coding region runs from base 115 to 2151 and encodes 678 amino acids. The transcript is spliced from 2 exons. The record is from RefSeq and is a predicted model, not a curated record. Lineage: Eukaryota; Metazoa; Arthropoda; Insecta; Diptera; Drosophilidae.